Beta vulgaris subsp. vulgaris (sugar beet) is the source of this 3059-nucleotide messenger RNA. RefSeq names its product squamosa promoter-binding-like protein 7. Gene Ontology annotation, molecular function: DNA binding. The transcript is spliced from 10 exons. NCBI's taxonomy places the organism in Eukaryota, Viridiplantae, Streptophyta, Magnoliopsida, Caryophyllales, Amaranthaceae. The record is from RefSeq and is a predicted model, not a curated record. Gene Ontology annotation, cellular component: nucleus. Bases 255 to 2630 code for a protein of 791 amino acids.
AGAUAAAAAUCAGACCACGAAAAAACCCAAUCAUUUUUUUGAGACAUCCACCAACUAAUCGCUGACUUCUCAACAUCACCAUUUCCUUAGUUUCCACCCUUCCCAUUUUCUCGCUCUUCUUUCUCUCUCCUCUUCUUUCCUUUUUCGCCAACAACCCUCACCUAAAUUCAGCUCAACCCCCAAAAAUUGUCAUAUUAUUAUCGAUUAAACCUAGAAUUAGGGUUCUGAAGAGCUAGGGUUUUCGAUUUCCCGCCAUGGAAAUACCACCGUUGACUGCCGGAGAAGAAGAAUCGGCGACGCAAUUUGAGUGGAGUGAGCUUCUUGAUUUUACAAUUGAUGAUCAAUUGCUCCUCAAUCUGGAGGUUUCCGAUCACGGGGAGAAUCAGUUACCUGUAGUUUAUCCGACAGAGAGUGGGGGUGAGUUGGAGAAAUCAUUGACGGAGAAUGGAGCCGAAACGGGGUCGUCUGAUCGGGUGCGAAAGCGAGACCCAAGGAUGAGUUGCGAGAACUUUUUGGCAGGGAUAGUGCCGUGCGCUUGUCCAGAGUUGGAUGCCAUGAUGAUGAUGGAGGAAGAAGAAGCUGGGCCUGGAAAGAAGCGGCCUAGGAUUGGGCGAAUGCCUGGGGUAGCAAGAUGCCAGGUGCCGGGGUGUGAGGCUGAUAUUCGUGAGCUCAAAGGGUAUCACCGGCGACAUCGGGUUUGUUUGGUGUGUGCCAAUGCCACUUCAGUUGUGCUUGAUGGUCAGAGCAAAAGAUAUUGUCAACAGUGUGGCAAGUUUCACGUGUUGCCAGAUUUUGAUGAAGGCAAACGUAGCUGUAGACGUAAACUGGAGCGCCACAACAAUAGACGGCGAAGGAAGUCUGCUGAUUCUAAAGGAGCUGUUGAAAAGGAACUUGACGGUGAUUUGCAGACAGAAGUUUUUUCUGAUGGUGAAGCAGGGAAAGAAAAUGCAUGGUCAAGCAGCCAAAUAGCUGAGAAAGAGGAUUCUAAAGAUGGAACUGUAUCAAACCUUUGCUCUGCUUUAGAAUCUCAGAAUAUUGAGAGUGACAGUAUUUUGACUUUUACUCACGUGGAUAAAGCAAUAGAUAAUUCGGAGCAAGAUUAUUCUCCACUUGAUACUAAGAGUGCUUACACGUCUGUGGUCGUAUUUCAUUUAAACUCUAUGACUGGAACCCAGCAGAAUUUCCCCGACGACUUCGGCACCAAGUAUUUUACAGAUCAUAUUGCAAUAUUCCAGUGGCUGUCCAGCAUGCCUGUUGAGUUGGAGGGUUAUAUUCGUCCUGGUUGUACAAUUUUGACCAUAUUUGUUUCAAUGCCGCAGCAUAUGUGGGUGAAGCUGUUUGAAGAUCCGGUUUCUUAUGUACGAAGCUCUGUGGGACAUGGAGGAAUGCUGUCUGGAAGGGGUGCUGCAUUGGUUUACUUAAAUGACACAAGUUACCGUGUUAUGAGAGACGGAGCUUCCGUUAUGAAAGUCAAGGUCGCUGUUCGGGCUCCCAAACUUCAUUACGUCUAUCCUCCUUGUUUCGAGGCUGGAAAACCGAUGGAUCUUAUAGCUUGUGGAAGCAAUUUACUUCAGCCCAAAUUUCGGUCUCUUAUAUCGUUUGCUGGGAAGUAUUUGGCUCAUGAUUACUAUGUUGCUUUUCCACGUGGGAAGGGAGGCCAUGACACUGCCACUGAUUAUGAUCACCAGUUCUGCAGAAUAUAUGUGCCACACACUGAACCAACUUAUUCUGGUCCUGCUUUCGUUGAGGUAGAGAAUGAGUGUGGUCUAUCCAACUUCAUACCUAUACUAAUCGGAGAUGAGCAUGUCUGUUCUGAAAUAAAGAUGAUACAUCAGAAGUAUGAUUGCUCUUAUUGUAGAAAAAAGUUACAGUAUAAACCCAUUGGUUCUUCACGUAGAACAUGUGAAGGUUCAUGCUCAAGACAAGCUGCAUUGUCUGAGUUUACUCUGGAUGUAGCAUGGUUGCUUAAGCAGCCUUGUUCAGAAAAGCUUCAUUGCAUCUUAACAUCCUACCAGAUUCAGAGAUUUAAUUGCUUAUUGAAGUUCUUAAUGAGCAAUAAAUCCACUUCUAUCUUAGAGAAAGUUGUACAAUCUCUGCAGUUUGUGUUUGAUGAGAUGAACUCCAGUGAAGUGACUCAUGAUGUUAAUGAUACUGAUAGGAGGUUGUUCACAGAAUAUAUUUCUCAUGCUAGAGAUUUCCUUCACCAAAGUGCUUAUGAAAAUGAAGUGAUGUUGCAGCAGGCUGGGGAUGGUGUCCCAAAAGGUGACAAGUAUUUGGAAAGUUUCCCUCAUGAUGAUGUGCUGUCCGUUGAUGGUACUGUUUGUCAGGGUACAGAGAUGAAAGCCGACAUGAACUGCCCGCUUUUGGAGUAUUCAAACUGUCAGGGUGAAGGGGAAUCUAAUUCACUUAUGAAUGCAGAAGUGGCAAUGCAUGUAGACGACAACAGAGAGUGGCCAAGGAAGUCAUGUAACUACAUGAUAUCUAAGAAAGUGAUAAAUCCUCGGCCAUUCCUUUAUAUGAUAGCUGUAGUUGCUGUUUGCUUUGGUGUAUGUGCAGUUGUCUUCCACCCAGACAAAGUUAAUAAAUUCGCAGUAACAAUUAGAACGUGCGUGUUUGACAAUUCUUCAUAGGUUUUGUGACUAAAUUGGUCAUCAACCUGACCUCUGAUGAAUUGCCCAGAUUAACCAGGACUGCGGGGCUCACAUAAUAUUUCAAAGCCAGAAAUUCCAUUGUACAUUUCAGAUGGGUGCCAAGAUGACUGGAAAGGAGCUCGCGGAGCUUCUUUGAUUAUGAUGAAGUAAUUGUUUCUGUAUGUUGGUUGGUCUUGUACAUAUAUAUAUAAGCAUGUCAGAUGAAAUGAGGCAAGAAUUUUAAAUUAGAUCCUCUAAUUAACAUACAAUAUAUACUUGUCAAAUGAAAUGUGUUGCAAAUCUUGUGCUGCGAUAUGGUUGAAGUCUUAAUGCACAAUAAAUAUGUAUCAAAUGACACAAGGUCACAGGGACGGGAAGGAUCCGUCAAAAGCAGCAGCUAUAUACUAAUGUUUCAUUUUAAUUUUUGUA